CCUUUCGCGUUAGUGCUGCACAUGCUAUAUAUGUGCGCGGUCGUGAUGGUUCAUGUUGUUUGUUAUUUUUGAUUAAUCAUACGGUUUGUUUUUCGUGAUUCUUUAAGUAUUUGUUAAAAGUAGAAGCACAAUACCUUCAUCAUGCUGACGCAAAAUUGGAAUGAGUUGGAUGUCAAAUUAAGCGCCCCUGUACGGAAAACAUUAAAGGAGUUGAAAUUUCUCAAAAUGACUCCUGUACAGGCUGCUAGCAUUCCUCUUCUACUACAAGGAAAAGAUGUGGCAGCUGAAGCUGUGACUGGGAGUGGAAAAACUCUUGCUUUCCUCAUACCACUACUAGAGCUGUUACGGAGACGAGAGGAAAAAUGGAAAAAGUUUGAAAUUGGGGCAAUCGUUAUUUCACCGACAAGAGAAUUGGCAACCCAGAUUAGUCAAGUAUUGGCAAAAUUUCUUGAGAAACUACCAGUUUUUAAGCAAGUUCUGUUAGUUGGAGGUUCUACUGUAAAAGAUGAUGUUGAACAGUUGAGAAAGGGUUGUAAUAUAAUCAUAGCUACACCUGGUCGCUUGGAAGAUAUUUUGACUAAUUGUAAGGAAAUCAAUUUAGCUGGAGCUAUUAAAUCUUUGGAAUUGCUGGUUUUGGACGAGGCAGAUAGGCUCUUAGACUUGGGAUUUUAUGCAACCAUUAACACAAUACUACGAUACUUACCCAGGUUAAGAAGAACAGGUUUAUUUUCUGCAACACAAACCAAAGAAUUAGAACAGUUGAUCAGAGCUGGGUUGAGAAAUCCAGCUAUUGUAACAGUCCAAGAAUCCGAUGAUGUUUCGACUCCACUGCAUUUAAGUAAUUUUUAUUCAAUAGUUGAUCCUGAUAAAAAAAUUGCCUACACUAUUAAUUUCAUAAAAAGUAAAGGAGUUAAUAUGAAGUACAUGAUCUUUUUCUCAACUUGUGCUUGUGUUGAAUAUUUUAGUGAAGUUAUGAAAGCUAUGUUGAACUCAACAAAAGUACUAGCUAUACAUGGCAAAAUGAAAAAUAAGAGACAUAAAAUUUUUGAAGAAUUUCAAGCUCUCGAAAAUGGUUUAUUAAUUUGUACUGAUGUGAUGGCGCGAGGAAUCGACAUCCCAGAGGUAGAUUGGGUUAUCCAAUAUGAUCCACCAUCUAGUGCAAGUAGUUUUGUGCACAGAUGUGGAAGAACUGCACGCAUAGGAAAGGAAGGUAAUGCAUUACUACUUUUGUCUGAAACUGAAGAUGCCUACGUUGAUUUUAUCAAGAGAAAUCAGAGAGUAGAAAUGAAGCAGCUCGCUGAUCAAUGCCUUGAUCCAAGUUUUGUGGAAGAGUGUUUAAAAUGCAUGAGACAGUUGCAACAAGAAGAUCGACUUGUGUUUGAUAAAGCAAACAGAGCUGUGGUCUCGUAUAUACAAUCAUAUCAGAAACAUGAAUGCAGUCUAAUUUUACGACUAAAAGAUUUAGAUCUAGGACGGGUAUUCAUGGGCUUUGGGCUGCUAAAAGCACCGCGUAUGCCCGAGUCGAAAGGCCGAGAUAUCUCGUUCUUUGUUGAAAUGGAUGUCGAUCUUAAUUCGAUUGCUUACAAAAAUAAACAAAGAGAACAAGCGCGGUUGGAGAAGUUAAAAAAUUACAAAGAUACAGGGGUCUGGCCUACUAAAGGAAAAAGGCCAGUUAAAAAUACAGAACCAUGGUCAGAGAAGAAAAAAACCAAGCUUGAAAAACAAGGCAAAAAGAAAGUGCGUAAAGAAAAACAAAAGCGUCGAGAAGAAAACAAUCCUGGUAUAAAGAAAAGGAAGCGCAAGAACGUUAUGAACGAAGAGGAUUUGAAAGAAUUGGCAAAUGACAUAGCAUUGAUAAAACGGUUUAAGAAAAAGAAGAUGACGGAUCAAGAAUUUGAAACAGCCUUUGGCAUAUAAAUUGAAUACAAGGUAUUUAUAUUACAUAGCGUGAAAGGUUUGUAAAUAUGUACAUAAAAGUGAACGUACGUAAUAUUACGUUAUAUACGUUGAUUAAACAAAAUAAAUAUUUUAAUUUUGCCAACAAAAAGAA
Messenger RNA from Nasonia vitripennis (jewel wasp), 2050 nucleotides. Its product is annotated as probable ATP-dependent RNA helicase DDX55 homolog. Lineage: Eukaryota; Metazoa; Arthropoda; Insecta; Hymenoptera; Pteromalidae. Gene Ontology annotation, molecular function: nucleic acid binding; ATP binding. The transcript is spliced from 6 exons. The record is from RefSeq and is a predicted model, not a curated record. The coding region runs from base 142 to 1917 and encodes 591 amino acids. Gene Ontology annotation, cellular component: nucleolus.